AUGGCUAUCGACGACGAUAACUUCGAUAUUGACAUCUACGGCGAUGGUACUUACAAUACCAAUGAGCCUGGAGAAUUCAAGCAGGAUGAUUCUGAGCUCGUUCUGGAUGCUCCCGAGAAUCAGCCUGAGCCCAGCACUGAAUCGUCCAACACCGUCAAGCAAGAGAACGCUGCUCCCGCUCAGGCCCAGCAGGUGAACAACAAUGCAACUCAGUCGGCCCCUCAGCAGCAGACAUCCCACCAUGGUCUGCCUGCACCCCCUCAGGGAGUCAAGCGAAAGGAAUACGAGGACCAAUCCGUGGAUCCAGAUGCUACAACUGCUUUGCUGAUCUCGGAUCUAUCCUGGUGGACAACCGAUGACGACAUUCGAGGCUGGGUGAACCAGGCCGGAGUUGAGAAUCAGCUGAAGGAUGUGACCUUCAGCGAGCAUAAAGUUAACGGCAAGAGCAAGGGUCAAGCGUUUGUCGAGUUCACCACUGCGCAGGCAGCGACCGCGACUAAGCACAACAUCGAAAGCAAUAGUAGCCCCGCGCGCAAGCACACCGUGCACUACACCAGCCCCCACCAAAACCCGUUCAAGACUCUCCCCAAGGAUACCCCGAUGCGCAAUGCUGGCGGUCGCGGCGGCGGCGCAGCCCACAGCACCGGUGGCAACCCCAACUACGGCAUGAACAACCACGCCGGUGGCGGAUUCCGCGGCCGAGGCGGCUUCAAUAACCGCGGCAUGGGUGGUAACAUGAACAACAACUUUAACAACCGCAACAACUUCAAUCCCAUGGGUGGAUUCCAAGGUGGUGGCGCGCCCAACCCCAUGAUGGGUGGCUUCCAGGGUGCCCCGAUGGGCGGCAUGCAGAACUACGGAUUCAACAACCGCGGCAACAUGAUGGGCGGUAUGCGUGGCGGUGCUGGUAUGCGCGGCGGUCGUGGUGGAAACACCAUGGGCGGCGGUCCGAACAUGAUGGGUAUGCCUGGUAUGACUCCCCCCAUGGGUGGCAUGGGCAUGAACCCGAUGGCUGGUAUGAACCCCAUGAUGGGCGGCGGCAUGGGAGCCGGUAUGGGAGGCAAUAUGCCGAUGCAAGGACAACAAGGUUUCCAGGGUCCCAACCCCGGAUUUAAUCAGGGCUACUACAACCCUAACAAUCAGACUGGUGGCUCCGACGGAGGUUCCUGGAACCCCCACGGCGCGAAGCGUAGCCGUCAAGACUAA
Molecule: messenger RNA, 1206 nt
Organism: Penicillium samsonianum
Lineage: Eukaryota; Fungi; Ascomycota; Eurotiomycetes; Eurotiales; Aspergillaceae
Exons: 3
Coding region: 1-1206 (401 amino acids)
Biological process (GO): mRNA alternative polyadenylation
Cellular component (GO): mRNA cleavage and polyadenylation specificity factor complex
Molecular function (GO): mRNA binding
Source: RefSeq, a predicted model, not a curated record